Molecule: messenger RNA, 1178 nt
Organism: Suillus subalutaceus
Lineage: Eukaryota; Fungi; Basidiomycota; Agaricomycetes; Boletales; Suillaceae
Exons: 2
Coding region: 165-818 (217 amino acids)
Molecular function (GO): catalytic activity
Source: RefSeq, a predicted model, not a curated record
UUGUUAAUAUUCGCUGCUCGGAUCUGUUCGUUGGUCCGAUUCGUCCCGUGCGUAAAUGAGCAGGGGCCCGGCUUAGAUAAGCUUCGGAAUCAACUCAACAGGCCCGGGACUCGUCGAUUUCCAGGCCAGCAGUUGGUGACCAGCUAUCCGGAGUACUUUUCACGAUGUCAUAUGCCCUCCUUGCGUCCACACGAUAUGACCCCUUUUUGUUAUCAUGCGUUUGGAACAAUGAUCUAGAUGGGCCAUCACCUUAUCUUCUCCUUCAUUACCAAGCAGACCGUCUCAUCGCGUCUGCCGCACUCAAUGAUAAGGCUUUCCGUCACGGAACCACUUUGUCCAAUGUCAAGGCGUUAUGCGACAAGGUUGUCCGUGAGCAUAAUGAUUUUAGGGGAGAAAUUGCGUUGAAGGUUCGCGUCGUUUUGAAUCCUUCUGGAGAGCUUUCUGCUACUGCAACCCCGGUGAAAGAGUUCACGAGCGAUCCAACCCUACCAUCUCUCUUCAAUCCCAUAACAGACUUACCCCCUGCAUUCGCCCUCACCAUUCAUAUCGAUACCCAACCAACAUCAGACACCAUAUCAUUGAAGACAACAGAUAGGCGGGCCUAUGAUGACGCACGUAUACGAGCUGGCCUCCAACCUCUAGGCUCGUUGGAUCCACCGGCCAACGAUGCACCUGAUGAUGUGAUCCUGUACAAUACCCGAAAUGUUGUCACUGAGUCAUCCGUGUGUAAUGUUGCAUUCUAUCGCAACCGUCGUUGGGUCACCCCGCUUUUUGGCCGCUGGUUGCAUAUCUGGUGUUCUGCGACGAUGGCUUAUUGAGCAACAACGCAUUUUUGAAGCAGUAGAGGACGAGCUCACGCUUAAUAGUAUCAAGGAUGAUGAAUGGGUGCUUGUUUCUAACGGCGUCAUUGGUUGCCAAUUAGGACGUAUUAAAUUACAUACUUCAACCAAAACGGGUGAUUAUGUCAAAGACUAGACUACUUUUGAUAGUUAUCUAUGAACUAACCUCAUAUGUAUCUAUGUCCAUAGUAUCUACCUCCUGACCAUCAAACAUUCCGUCAUCCAUCUCGCUCAGGAUAUAGUCCACCACGAAACUAUCCUGAACAAGGCGGUCCACUCUGGAUAGAUGCCGUUCAGUGUAUGGAAUCAUACCAUCGACGAGUUCCUUCAAUGCAGUAU